Messenger RNA from Xenopus laevis (African clawed frog), 3913 nucleotides. RefSeq names its product TNF receptor-associated protein 1 S homeolog (gene trap1.S). Bases 119 to 2248 code for a protein of 709 amino acids. Gene Ontology annotation, molecular function: ATP binding; ATP-dependent protein folding chaperone; ATP hydrolysis activity. The transcript is spliced from 18 exons. Gene Ontology annotation, biological process: protein folding. Gene Ontology annotation, cellular component: intracellular organelle lumen; mitochondrial inner membrane; mitochondrial matrix. The record is from RefSeq and is a predicted model, not a curated record. NCBI's taxonomy places the organism in Eukaryota, Metazoa, Chordata, Amphibia, Anura, Pipidae.
ACAUUGGUACGUUCUAUUUGGGGUCAAAACAAACUCAGGUAGGACACAUCCGGUCACGUUACUGUCCCCGGCGCACAGUUUUGACGUCACUCAGCCGGCAGCAGCGCAAGAGAGAAGCAUGGCAACCGGAGCUCUAGUGAGAGGCGUUCUGAGUCGGGCGUUAAGAGCCCGCUGCCUUCCCUUGACGCCCAAACAGGGGAGGAGCGUGAGCGUGUGCAUCUCCAGAGGUCCAUCUGGCACCUGGCAUCCUGUGACUCGCUCCAGAACAAGGCCGUCUGCAUUAUGUGCUGCAUCUGGGAGAAGCUACACCACCCAGGCCACCGAGACCAAGGAGGAGGAGGUUCUGCAUACAAUCAUCUCUGAUACAGAGAAUGUGCAAGGUGCUGCCUCCAAACAUGAGUUCCAAGCUGAGACCAAGAAGCUUCUGGACAUUGUUGCCCGUUCACUGUACUCUGAGAAAGAGGUCUUCAUCAGAGAGCUGAUCUCAAAUGGCAGUGAUGCUUUAGAGAAGCUUCGACACCAGCACCUGGCACAAGGUACCGCCCUUUCUGACAUGGAAAUCCACCUACAGACUGACGGCGACAAAGGAACACUCACAAUCCAGGAUACAGGGGUUGGCAUGACAAAGGAUGAACUUCUCUCCAACUUGGGCACUAUAGCACGCUCCGGAUCCAAGGCCUUUCUGGAAGCUUUACAGAACCAGGCAGACAGCUCUAAUAAGAUCAUUGGUCAGUUUGGUGUGGGCUUCUACUCGGCCUUUAUGGUGGCAGACAAAGUGGUUGUUUACUCACAGUCAUCAGAGGCAGGGAGCACUGGAUACUGCUGGAGUUCAGAUGGCUCUGGUGUCUUUGAGUUGGUAGAGGCCAAUGGUGUGCGCCCAGGGACAAAGGUUGUGAUCCAUCUCAAGGAUGACUGUAAAGAAUUUGCCAGUGAGGACAGAGUAAAAGAAGUGAUAACCAAGUACAGCAAUUUUGUCAGUUUUCCCCUGUACCUGAAUGGCAAGCGGAUCAACACCCUGCAGGCUCUCUGGAUGAUGGAUCCCAAGGAGAUCGGGGAAUGGCAGCAUGAAGAGUUCUACAGGUUCAUCGCUCAGGCGUAUGACAAGCCACGUUACAUGCUUCACUACAAGACUGAUGCACCUCUCAAUAUCCGCAGUAUUUUCUAUGUUCCAGAGAUGAAGCCUUCCAUGUUUGAUGUGAGCAGAGAAAUGGGCUCCAGUGUAUCUCUUUACAGCCGCAAGGUACUGAUCCAAACCAAAGCUGCAGACAUUCUACCCAAAUGGCUACGCUUCCUGAGAGGAGUUGUGGAUAGUGAAGAUAUCCCACUGAAUUUGAGCCGUGAGCUGCUUCAAGAAAGUGUUUUAAUUCGGAAACUACGUGAUGUUUUACAGAAGCGGCUGAUUAAAUUCUUCAUCGAUCAGAGUAAGAAGGAUCCAGAGAAAUACGCCAAAUUCUUUGAGGACUACGGGCUUUUUAUGCGAGAAGGAAUAGUGACCACAGCAGAGCAAGAAGUCAAGGAGGAUAUUGCAAAAUUGCUUCGCUUUGAGUCUUCAUCACUUCCCGAAGGCCAGCAAACCAGUUUGACCGAAUACGCCAGCCGCAUGCAGCCAGGAACGAGAAAUAUCUACUACUUGUGUGCACCCAACCGCCACCUUGCAGAGCACAGCCCUUACUAUGAGGCUAUGAAAAAGAAGCAAACAGAGGUUCUUUUCUGUUAUGAGCAAUUUGAUGAGCUCACCAUGCUGCAUCUGCGAGAGUUUGACAAGAAAAAACUCAUCUCUGUGGAGACCGACAUUGUGGUGGAUCACUACAAAGAGGAGAAAUUUGAAGAGAGUACACCAGCAUCAGAGCGUCUGUCUGUGAAAGAGGCUGAGGAUCUUAUGGCAUGGAUGAGAAACGGUUUAGCAACUCGAAUAACCAAUGUAAAGGUCACACCCCGAUUGGAUACUCACCCAGCUAUGAUCACCGUGUUGGAGAUGGGAGCAGCUCGGCACUUCCUGCGCACACAACAGCUUGCCAAGACCAGUGAGGAACGAGCACAGAUUUUACAGCCCACACUGGAAAUCAACACCGGACACGCUCUUAUUAAGAAGUUAUGGCAGCUAAAGGAUGGUGACCAGGAGCUGGCCAAGUUACUUCUGGAUCAGAUAUAUGAAAAUGCAAUGAUAGCAGCUGGGCUUAACGAAGAUCCCCGGCCGAUGAUUGGUCGUCUUAAUGAGCUUCUGACUAAAGCAUUCGAGAAACACUAAUGGAACUUUGUCUUGCCCUGUGCAACGAUAAAGGGAUGUUCAUCUGUCCAUCACGUUGCAUUUGCUUUAAGUAUUUGUCAUGUUUCCUAUGGAAAGCAAUCUAAACAAUUUGCAACAUAAUCUCUGCUUUUUUUUGCCAUUGGUGGAUUUGUCUAUAAUAUAAAUUCUCUACAGACAAACAAAUUCAAUUAAAGAGCAGCAGUGUUUUUGUUUGGAGUACCCCAAAGGCAAAUACGAAGUUCACUGUCAAUUUUUUUUUUUGGUUAAUUUCAUUUUUAUGUUGUAUCUGUCAAAAUUUAAAAAUGUUCUUUGUUUUAGGAUCGCCGGCAUUAUGUGUGAUUUAGUGUUGUCUAGGAUGUGAGUGUGAAGGAUGACUAUUUAUUGUGUUAUGCUUGUGUUGCACCACAGGAGGAGGGAGAUCCAUGGUCAGACACACUGAAGUGGGAGGGCCCAAGGAGUUCUAUAAGAAUAAUGAGUAUUUUUCACUUCCCCUUUGGCCAGAUGGAUGUCAGGAGAUUGGGUUAGAAGGAAUCGUUUGCAGAAAUCCGGUUUGUUAUAAACUAUGUUAACAGAAUAAUCUGAUCCCCCAACAAGGAGUCGGUAAAGGGUUAGUACCCCAGGAGCUCCCCACAGUGGUUCCCUCAGGCUAGAGAGUAGUCUCCUGAUGGUUACAGGUAUAGCACAUUAAAGGAGACAUUUUGUAUGGAAAAACAAGAAUGUACCAGUGCAUUUUACUCUUUUAAAUAUAGAACAAUUGUGCUUUAAAAAAAGUGUUUCUGGUUGAUUUAUUGAAUAUUUCUGCAAAAACCCUAAUAAUCCUUUCACUCUCUUCCACUUCCUGUUUGCUGAAUACUCUGGCAGUGCUGAACUGUAGGAUAGCAACCAAUCAGCAGUUAGGAUGACCUGAUAGGGAACUGAAGCCUGUCUUUUCUUGUAUGACUGCAGGGCUGUGAUUGGCUGCCCCCCCCCCACUCCCCUUCUACUGUGCUUCUGGCAUGGACCAUUUGAAACAUGGUCAGGGAGCAGAGAACAUCUAUGUGAAGACUAGUGAUGAGCAGGUCGACAAUUUCUCGACCCGCCCCCUCCCAAUCCGCACCCGGUCCGCUGCUGCCAAUCUAUUUAUAGACCCACGCCCGCCCCACAGUGAUGUCACAAAAUAAACAAUAAAACGCAUGUCUAUUUUUUUUGGCGCUGGAAGUUCUAGGUCGCGGGCGGGGAGAGCAGGAGAAGAGCUCAACCCAGACCCGCCAGUGACCCGAUUUUGUGCAGGAGUCGGCCCGAACCCACCCGACCCGCAGGUAAACCCGGCCCACACAUCAUUAGUGAAGACAAUAUUAAUUUACAGACAAAAGUAAAACCAGCAGCAUAUAGUAUUCAUUAUUACCUACUAUAUGUCUCCUUUAAUAGAUGCCCAAAGGGUAAAGGGAACAACGGGUGGCUUCUUUCUGUGAUCUGUUACUGAUGACUCUGAGUAUAAGGUGAAAAGGGCUAACUUUGAAGUGUUGUUUAGUUCUAAGGCCCGAAUGUGGAAGAGGGAUACCAAAGCCUUUCUGUGGUUGUAGUAAGAAAAUAAAACUCUAAAAAGUAAUGAAAUAGAAAAUAGUAAUGGAUGAAAAGAAAAUAUUGAGUGUUCUUAAAUAAAGUGCAGGCUUGCUUUUGUAUUUA